Chelonus insularis is the source of this 6206-nucleotide messenger RNA. Its product is annotated as neuronal acetylcholine receptor subunit alpha-7-like. Gene Ontology annotation, cellular component: neuron projection; plasma membrane; synapse. Gene Ontology annotation, biological process: signal transduction; regulation of membrane potential; chemical synaptic transmission. Gene Ontology annotation, molecular function: acetylcholine-gated monoatomic cation-selective channel activity; transmembrane signaling receptor activity. Lineage: Eukaryota; Metazoa; Arthropoda; Insecta; Hymenoptera; Braconidae. The transcript has 11 exons. The coding region runs from base 1065 to 2486 and encodes 473 amino acids. The record is from RefSeq and is a predicted model, not a curated record.
UCAUCAAUUCUAUUUAUCAUCAAAUAAUCAAGUCGUACAAGUUCUGAUCUCAAUGAUUGAAACACUAUGUUCGUAUAUUCAUUAAUUAGCAAGGAUUCGUGUAGUUCACUAAUUAGCUGUUCCUACACCAAUCACGGGAGAAAGUUAUUGUUUACAAAAAAAUGAUGAUCAAGUUGUGUACCAGUGUAGGUGUGAUGCUAAGAAUCCAUAUGAUAGAGUUCCUCGUGACAUUUGAUUAUUAAACAGAAAUAAUGGAACACAAUGAAUUGAUAAAGAGAAAAAAUAAGCAUGAAAAAGUCUAAUAAUUUAAUAAACUAUCUGAUCUUUAUGAUCAUAAUUACUUUUAAAAAUCCUACGCUAGCAAAUUAAUAAUUGUUUGUAAUAAUCUAUAAUACUUUUUUAAUUGAAAAAGCAAAUUUCCAACAUGAUAGUAAUCUCCUAUUGACAGUAAUGUUGUAGACAACGAUCUAUUUAACGCGGAUAAUAUCAAAGUAGGAAAUUGAAAAAUCCUAGAGAGCUUUUUUCCGCAAGUUUUGUAUGUUUUUUGCCUCAAAUUCAGCAGAUGAAAAUACAAAAAUCAUAGACUAGCGAAGCUGGCUUUGCGUAGACAUUCAGAUAUUUUUGCACAGAAUUCAUGCCGAGGAUAUUAAUUUGCUGUAAAAAUCAAAGCGACGAAGCUAACAGUUGAGAGGAAAUAAAUAUAUAAAAGCUGCAAUCGAGCUUCAGAUUCACAUUUUUGGGUACAAUAGUGGAAAAAAGUUGACAUAAGAGAAAAAAAGGCAGGUUUUCUACCAACAUAGAAGUAUGAUUACUGCGUUGAUAGUGGUUAAAGAUGAAAAUAUACCACAUAGUGAGAGAAUACAAGAUGAAAAGCCAACUGGAAAAAAAGAAUACAGUUGGAGAAAAGAAUAUAAGUCUAAGGUAGACUUUUAGAGGGAUUUCUGUUGUUGAAGUUGGAUGAGGUAUGACCAAUCUACUUAUUCACUCAAGAGAACAUCAAGGAUGAAAAGAACCAGCUUUUAAUUACCAACUUAUGGCUGAAAUUGGAGUGGAAUGACGUCAAUAUGAGGUGGAAUGUUUCGCAAUAUGGUGGAGUGAAGGACCUCAGAAUUCCGCCCCACAGAUUAUGGAAACCCGAUGUUCUCAUGUACAAUAGUGCUGAUGAAGGCUUCGACGGAACUUAUCCGACUAAUGUUGUCGUCAAAGAUAAUGGAACUUGCCUCUACGUGCCACCGGGUAUUUUUAAAAGUACCUGUAAGAUCGAUAUCACCUGGUUUCCGUUCGAUGAUCAACGUUGUGAAAUGAAAUUUGGCUCGUGGACCUACGAUGGAUUUCAGCUGGAUCUUCAACUGCAGGACGAGUCUGGUGGAGAUAUAAGCAGUUUCAUUACUAAUGGCGAGUGGGAUUUGCUAGGAGUACCUGGCAAAAGAAAUGUGAUUUACUACAACUGCUGUCCAGAGCCGUACAUAGAUAUCACCUUUGUGGUUAUUAUAAGAAGGCGAACACUCUACUACUUUUUUAACUUGAUCGUACCCUGUGUUUUAAUUGCCAGUAUGGCAGUAUUAGGGUUCACUUUGCCACCGGAUUCUGGUGAAAAAUUAUCUUUGGGGGUAACGAUUCUCUUGUCUCUCACUGUGUUCUUGAACAUGGUAGCUGAGACAAUGCCAGCAACGUCCGAUGCCGUGCCGCUAUUAGGAACAUACUUCAAUUGCAUCAUGUUCAUGGUUGCUAGCAGCGUAGUCAGCACAAUUCUCAUCCUGAAUUAUCACCACCGGAACUCGGACACUCACGACAUGUCUGAAUGGGUGAGAGUAUUGUUUUUACGUUGGCUACCUUGUGUACUUCGUAUGUCAAGGCCUUGUGAUAAGAAGGAUGAUGAUGCUACAAAGUCACAAAAGCCUUCUCCUGUUACUGGUCCUAAGGCAUAUGGAGAUUUGGAGCUUCCUCAAAGAAGUAGCAAAUCUUUACUAGCAAAUGUAUUAGACCUUGAAGACAAUGCACUGGCAUCCCACAAUAAUCUAUUAAACAACGUGUAUAGCACACCAGGUCCCCAUCACCAUAUGGGUCAUGGUCACAGUCAUAUACAUCCAGCGUCACAGACACCUCAUCAUCAUCAUAGCCACACUCCGGCGCCAACACCACAUCAUCAGCAUUCGACGCCGCUACCACAUUCUUCGUAUCCACCACACCAAAUAAGUCAUACACCACAUCACCAUCAGCAUCCUCCGGACGGUGCCGCACAACCAGUUGAGACGAUACUCCAGAGUGCUUGUUUUUGCGCUCGUUAUGAGCUUAUAUUAAUCUUAAAGGAGUUGAAGGUCAUCACAGAUCAGCUGAAGGAUAAUGAAGAACAAACAAAAAUAACAAACGACUGGAAAUUCGCGGCGAUGGUGAUUGACAGGAUGUGCCUAAUCAUUUUUACUUUAUUCACGAUAAUUGCCACAAUCACCGUCCUGUUUUCGGCACCUCACAUUAUCGUCACGUGAUUCAGGAAAGCAAGCUCGCCACAACGUGGAGAUGCUAAGCUUCAUGUUUAUGACUAUUGGUUGUUACGGGUUGUUGUAGUUGUGCCGCAUUCACAUUCGUGUUUAAUGCUUGUAAAACGAAAAAUAAAUUUUUUUUGCCGACGACAAAUUAUUAUAGUAAUAGAGCAAUACAACGUACUUUCUUCCGUGAUAUCAUCGUCAUUUGAUAGUUUAUGAAAGGAAAAAAAAAUGAUAAUACAAAUAAUAUUUCCUAGCGAUUGUCUCAUUUACGCAAGCACUCUCUCUAUUACAACAAUACACAAUAAUAUCACACAAUUGCACUAACAAUACAUUCAACAGACAGUGAUAAGCAUAAUAUAAUUUUUUCACAAAUAUAAGUAUCGUAAACGUCGAGAAUGUUUAAAUUUAUUACAUAGAAUUGAUUUCUUAUAAUGUGCCAUUUUCACAAGAUACAUUGAUGAGUAAAUAAUUAAUUAAUUAUAUAAAUAAAUAAUUAAGUAAUUGAUUAAUUAAAUAAAUAAAUAAAUAAUGGAGGCACAUCGCAAAACAUUUUUGUGUAAAAUAAUGCCAAUGCGCACAUAUUGUAAUCUCAAGACAAUGAACUGCCAAGGUAAUUCAAAUGCCAGUGAAUUUUACUAUCCGUAUCAGUAGUACGUAAAAAACUAUGAAACAAUUAAAUUUAUACCACGAUUAAGUGGCGUGCGUUAGCACACGAUCUUUUAUAGGGUUAAGCUAUUUGAAACGAAGAUAUUUGAGCAUAAGGAAUAAUUAUUAUCAAAUUACUAAACAUAUUUUUUAGUUACAUACUUUUUUCUUAUUAAUUAGAAAAGGAUAGUCAAUUUUAUUUAAUUUUCUUUUUAUGAAGCCAUUAUUGUUAGAUAGUCCCGUUUAUCUGAAAGAAUUUUAUUAUCUUUGAAAUUUGAGAUUUAUUGUAUAUGAAAGUUAAAUUCAUUAUUUAUUCUAUUCUUUUCAUUCAUCCUUUGCUAUUUCAUCCAUCUUUUCGGCCGCACGCCACUCAUUAACCAAUUGAACUAGUAUUUGCUCUGUGAAAAUACCCAACAUUGGAUUGUUUGUCAACAAAUGUUUUGUUCAGAAACGAAAAAAAAUAUAAUACAUAGACGUCUGUUAACAUUACAUAGAAAAAAUUUCAACUAAUUUACUAGAUAUUUCUUAUUGUCUACAACUUGAAUUGUUAUCAACUUUAGUGAAAAAACAAGUAAGAAAACAUAAUUACAAAAAGUAUGAAAUAAUAGAAAUCUAUUAUACUAUUAGUAGAUUAUUUUAUUAAUUAUAAAAUUGAAUUAUCAUUUUGUUUUGAUUAUUAAAAAUUGAUGAUAAAUUUUACAUAAAUUUUUCUAUGUAAUAUUAAAAAGAUACGUACGAUUCAAAAAAAAAAAAUACCCGUAAUUAUCUAUAUACUAAUAUCUGACAUAUACGUACACUUACACGGAAAGAUCUAUAUAUUCGAAAUUGGUACAUACUAUUGAUGUGUCUAUUGCAUCUCCACGUCUUCCAAAAUCAAUUUUUCAUCGCACGCAUUAAAAUUUCUCUCGUAUUAAUAUUUAAAUAACAAAAAAAUGAAAAAAGGAAAAAAAAUAUGUAAAUGGUGGUAAAAACUAAAAAGUUUUGAGACAAUUAAAUGAUAAAAGUUCUUUGAACUGUAAAUGAUGAGAUUUUAAUGGGUGCAAGUAAAGCAUUUUAAAGUUUCUCUCCACUUUUCGGUGACUUGAAAUUACACUUUACUCUUUAAAAUUAUAGACCAGUUCUUCAAAAUUGUUUCUCAAUGAAUUGUUCAAUAUUAUUUUCUUUAUUCUAUUAUUUCUUAGUCAUGGGCAAUUGAAUUAUCGAAUUCUUCUGAUAACCAAUUUUUUUUAUAUAUAUUCAUAUUACCUAAUCCAAGUAUCAAAUUUUUAUUAUUAUUAUUAUUAAUAAUCAUAUAUAAUAGUAUUGAAAUAAAUCUUAUAAAUAAAUAAGUGAUAUUAAGGUUUUCUUGAUCUUGUUUACGGAUAGUCAUGUGAAUGGGCGCUCGUGAGAACUAUUUAUUAAUUGAAUGAAAAUAAAAAAAAAGAAAAAAAAUAACAAAAAGAAAAGUAAUAAAAUAAUUCAGUCGUAUGAAAAUUUGGCAAAUGCCACUGACGCGACAACCAAUCACAUUAUCUUUUAAAUAAAAAUUUUAAAGUUAUAACAUAUAUAAACAAAUGUUGUUAAUGAUGUUAAUCGAAUAAAAUAUAAAAGUAGGAUAUUAUAACGAUAUUGAAAUAAUAUUCGGUUCAUAAAUAAUUACGGUUUUAUGUUAAAAAUGAAGAGUGAAUAAAAAAUUAAAAUAAGGACCUUCGCGAAAAAAAAUUUUAAAAAAAUAUAUAGAUAAUGCCUAGUUAGGUAUAUUAUAAUUCUCAGAGUGAAUUAUACUCGCGUAAAUCGUUUCAAUUUAGAAUAAAUAUUGCAAAUAAAAUGGGAUAGAUUGUAAAAUUUUUCAUUCUUAUUAAAACUUAUAUUGGGGAGGAGAAUAAAAUAAUUAAUUAUAUUUUAUUUGCAAUAUUUAUUCUUAUCUAGGGUAAGUGAUAAAUAUUUCCAGUUUGCAGAUUGCAAAUCAAAAGUUAUUUCUAUAUAAUCAGAACGACAUUAAAUGGAAAAAUUUACUAUUUUAUACAAAUCUAAUAAUACGUAUUUUCUAUUAAUUCCGAAUUAUGUGCAGUGCAAUUUUACAUUGUUAUUAUUAUACUAAAAUUAAUGUACACGAUGGACAUUAGUGCAGAGGAAAAAAUAAUUUUAAGUAAUUAUCAAAUGUAAUAUAGAAAUCAACAUCCAUACUAUAUAACGUAUAGCAAGCUGAUGGAAUAUUAUCACUUGCUCGAUAUAUACGUAUAAAUAUUGAAGAGGAACGGAAAAUUAAUAAAAUAAAUAACUAGUGGUAUAGAAUUGACGAUAAUCGAAAAAGAUAGUGAAAUUCAACGUUGUGAAAAAAAUGAUUGAACAAAAAUCAAUUAUAAAUAAAUAAAAUGUAAAUACAAUUAUAUCUUGUGUGACAUCUCAAUUGUGUUGCCAAUGUUAACGAUUGUUCUUGGAGGCUUAAUUAUUAAAUGCCUCACAAUAAUUACAUUGACACUUUAAUCUCAAUGAAAUCUGUUGUAACAUCUUAUAAAAAAAGUGUUUAACAAAAUUAUAAAUAAUAAUUAAUAAUAAAAUAACAGGAAAUCAACGUAAUUGCAUUAUGAAAUAUGUACGAGUAUGCUCAAAUAAUUUGUAUAAAAAAAUCAAUAAGGAUUUAUAAUUCUUAAAACAUCAUUAGUAUACGAGCAUAUAGGAAUAACGUAUUAGUUUCAAUGAAAAUCGGAUAACAAUGCUUAAACGAUAAUGAUGGCAGUAAUGGUCAUUUUUGAGUAUUCAACCGGUUGGCUUAUUUCAUCUCACUGAAAUCUAAUAAGUAAACUAAAAAAUACUUUAAGUGUAUGUUAUAUUUCUGCAUACCUAGAGGUAUGUCCAGCUCAACUAUGUAAUUCAACUUUAUUCCAUUUGUAUGCUAUAAUUCAUUUUUUUAAAGUUACAUCAUUUUUUAUUCAAUCAAUAUCGUUCUGUGAGAAGAACGAGAAUCGGUGCAGAUAAUCAUUUCAUAAGCGACUGUUGUUGUAGAGUAAUAUAUAAUUUAUUAAGUAAUUAUUACUCAUAGAAGACUUGUAAUUAGUACUUAUGUAUAAUAUACUUAAGCUUGUUUAAAAAAAA